This is a messenger RNA of Octodon degus (degu), 2996 nucleotides long. It is a transcript of the gene Pard6g, whose product is annotated as par-6 family cell polarity regulator gamma. Gene Ontology annotation, cellular component: cell cortex; apical plasma membrane; nucleus. Bases 183 to 1334 code for a protein of 383 amino acids. Gene Ontology annotation, molecular function: protein kinase C binding. Gene Ontology annotation, biological process: establishment or maintenance of cell polarity; centrosome cycle; regulation of cellular localization. The record is from RefSeq and is a predicted model, not a curated record. The transcript is spliced from 3 exons. Lineage: Eukaryota; Metazoa; Chordata; Mammalia; Rodentia; Octodontidae.
CACCCCUGGAGUUCCAGAGGCGCGAGGUCAGCCCAGCUCCGGCCCGCAGCAUAGCAAGCAGACCCUAGUCGGAACAACUGCGGGCCGGAGCCGGGCAGAGCAGCGGGGGACGUCCCCCUCCAGGUCCUUUCCACGGUCCCUGAGCAGCCAGGGCGAAGGUGAGGCAGAAAGGGGCCGAAACCAUGAACCGGAGUUUUCAUAAGUCUCAGACCCUGCGCUUCUAUGACUGCGGCGCGGUGGAAGUCAAGAGCAAAUUUGGGGCUGAAUUCCGAAGGUUCUCUUUGGACCGUCAUAAGCCUGGGAAGUUUGAAGAUUUCUACCAGUUGGUCGUGCACACCCACCACAUCUCCAACACUGAAGUAACCAUUGGCUAUGCAGAUGUGCAUGGGGACCUGCUGCCCAUCAACAAUGAUGACAACUUCUGCAAGGCAGUCUCCAGUGCAAAUCCUCUGCUCCGAGUCUUCAUCCAGAAACGAGAAGAGGCAGACCACUACAGCUUUGGGGCAGGCACCCUGUCAAGGAAGAAGAAGGUGCUGGUGACGCUAAGGGAUGAGGGUCUGCGUCGGCGCACCCACCUUGAUAUCAGCAUGCCACAUGACUUCCGCCCAGUAUCCUCCAUCAUUGAUGUGGACAUCCUCCCCGAGACUCAUCGCCGUGUGAGGCUUUACAGACAUGGCUGCGAGAAGCCACUGGGCUUCUACAUCCGUGACGGUACAAGUGUACGGGUGACACCGCAUGGGCUAGAGAAGGUUCCAGGCAUCUUUAUUUCCCGCAUGGUGCCUGGGGGCCUUGCAGAGAGUACUGGGCUGCUGGCUGUGAAUGAUGAAGUCCUGGAGGUGAAUGGCAUUGAGGUAGCUGGGAAGACACUCGAUCAAGUCACAGACAUGAUGAUCGCCAAUAGCCACAACCUCAUUGUCACUGUCAAGCCUGCCAACCAGAGAAAUAAUAUUGUACGAAGCAGCCGCACUUCUGGCAGCUCUGGCCAGUCCACAGACAGCACUGCCAGCCACCACAGCUUGCCAGCUGCCCAUGUCCUACAGAACUUCCAUCCUGAUGAGAUGGAGAGUGACGAGGAAGCCGACAUAGUCAUUGAAGGGGCCUUGGAGCCUCAACACAUACCCAAGACACAGAGUGUACCUCCUAGCAGCCUCUCUCGAGCCAAUGGCAUUAGCCUUGUGGACAGGCUACACCGGGACUUGGCCCUGCACAGCUCUGGGCGAGAAAGCAAUGGCAGCAUUCACAGACUUCUCAGCUCCCUGAAGUCUGACCCUCGCAAUAGCCUAAUCCUCCCACCAGGUGGGGUGGAGGAACAUGGGCCAGCUAUCACACUGUAGCACCCAGGGCAUCAGAGGAGGCCACAGAGCCCAAGGCCCACACAGACAUUUGGCCAUGAUGACAGGUGGCAGAGCAUUGAGAGGAGCUAGUAAUGCUAUUAGUGAUACCAAAAGAAAAAUUUCCAAAGGGAGAUAAAUAUUUUACAUUUUUAUAUCAAUUUUAAAAUAAGAAAAAUAACUGUAUACUUCCUUUUUUAAUCACUCUUAUAACUGUAUUCUUUAACUUCUGGACAGCAAUUAAAAAUACUGUCUAUUUUUAUAGGAUUUCUACAUAGAACUUAUAUACACAUGCAUACACUUUGGGCCAGACCUGAGUACAGGUCCCAGAAAGACUUCUGAGUAAAUGCAAAACAAACUUUAUUUUUAAAUUAUGAAAAUACUUCAUUUUCUAAAGUGAAGCUUUAAAAUAACCUUUAAGAUAGUAAAGUUGGUAUUUUUACCUUAACUGGUGCAAAAACACUCUCUGAUGCCCAUGCUUUUUGCUGACCUGCUGGCAAGGCUGCAACAAGAAGCUAGAGACUAUUCAUAAGGACAGUGGCACCCAAACCUGUGACAUAACCACAGGAAAAGAAUUUCAGUUUUCAGUGUUUCACAGCCAGUUCAGAAAAACUAGUGAGGGAAAUGUCACACAAGAACACAUAGCUGUGGGCUUGGCUGUGGAUCUGUGACAUCAUCAAAGUUGCCAGCCUUUCCAGAACCAGGAAAAAGGCUGGUUGGAAGGUAAAGCUUGGCAAUACCUCAGCAAUGUGUGCUUCACAGCCAGUAUUUUAUUCUGAGAUGUGUCAGGUCUUUUUCUGGGUCAUUUGGCUCUAGAGAAGUUUUAGAUAUAAGGGCUGUGAAUCACAGACUCUGAAGUCUUCAGAACAGGCAUUUGGGUAUAUGCAGUUAUAUCUUCACUGUUAAAAACAGCCAGUUCUAAGUCACAGUUAAUACACACUAAUUUCCAUUCCUAGUGUAGUGCUCAGUGGCAAGAAUAUACCUUGUCACUUUUAACUUCUUAGGGAUUUAUGUUUGACCCAAUUAAUUUUAUAUGAAAUAUGUGUUUUGUUUUGAAUGUCAUGUGAAAAAUGUUACAUUUAUACUUUAAGAACAAACUCUGACCAAAUAAAUCUUUCAUGUAAAUGCAGGUAAAAAUAUCCCUGGGUUUACUCCACAUGUUGCUCCCCUUGUCGUGUUGCACCACCUGCUGGUCAGUGGCAGAACUGACUGAUUUCAUGACUGUCAAGAUGGAAACUGCAGCUCAGCAUUUUCAUUUGUCUUCAGUUCAUUUGAGAAAAUUCUUUUCCUUUCGGAAACUAUUUACUGGGCAGAAGUAGCUUUCACUAAGAUACCUCCCCACCAGAUCUGCUCUCCUCCCAGAUUCAUGGGCGCUGAGGAAAUGCAAGCGCACUGCCUUCGCUACCACAAAGGCUGAAACAGAGUUUUUUUACUGAGUACUAUAGAAACAAAAUUCUAAUGCUUGAUUACUAUCUGGAAUAACAGUCUGUUACCAAGUAGGAAAAAUGUAUUUCUGCCCAUUUUUAAUUGUUAGGGCAAGUAUGAAUCAGUAUUUUUUAAAAAAAAGCUUACUCUGAACUUAUGCCUAUUGUUUGUAAUUGUAAAAAUUACAAACUGCUAGAACUUUUCUACCGAGGUCUGUAGUUCUGCCAUUUUCUGGUUUUU